Lepidothrix coronata (blue-crowned manakin) is the source of this 1740-nucleotide messenger RNA. RefSeq names its product C-type lectin domain family 2 member E-like. The transcript is spliced from 4 exons. NCBI's taxonomy places the organism in Eukaryota, Metazoa, Chordata, Aves, Passeriformes, Pipridae. The record is from RefSeq and is a predicted model, not a curated record. Bases 1041 to 1730 code for a protein of 229 amino acids.
CAAGUAACUGAUUCUUUUGGGUAUAUUUUUUCCACAAAUAUUCCAAUUUUAUGAUUUAUUUUGGAUGAGAAUAAAGAAAUUUUUGAAGAGUUGAACUGUUAAAAGCCCCAAAAAGAAGUUUGGUCUUUAAAUGCAACUUGGACACAUCAGCAAAAUAUUUAUUAACUACUUCUUUCCCUUCAACACUGCCCUGUUUCAGGUCUCCUUAUUUUGCUCCCAUCUCUAUCAUCCUCUUGGUCCACAAUAAGGUAAAAAAGCAGCUUUGGGAGUCUUUUCCAUCAUCUCAGUCUAUUCAACCAGGGACUAAGAUUUUUGGGGAAUUUUUUUUUGAUUUAGAAAUUUGUUGAUUUUUCCUAUUUGCUAAUUUUUUUUAAUUAUUGAUAUUUUUUAUAUAUAUAUGGGUUUUUUUUUAAAAUUAGCUGGCAUAUUUGGUUUCUGACUUACUUUCUAAUAACAUUUUUCCAAGAGGAAGAGGGGAAAGGAGGGUUUGUCCCAUGAGGUUUGGUUCAUGUGAUAGAUGGGGACAAAAAGGGAAAAGCUUAAAUAAAAAGUGGGGGUAGUCCCAUGAGGUGAAAUCACUAAUAUUUUUAGGUAAAACUGCUAGGAAACAGAAUUUUCAUUGCUCAUAGUGAAGGGAAAGAGCAUAUUCUUGAUCACAGGACCCAGAGAUGGAGGCACCAUGACUUGGAUAAUUUUCAAGACCCAAAGUGUCUCAGUUUAGGUGGAGAAAAAACCUCCACUGAACUUUAAUAAUGAGGUAGAACCCAGAAAUUAAGGCAUGAUUUUAAUUAUGGUGCAUCUCAGGAGUUUCAAGCUGGAGCUGUGGAGGAGAGUCUCCAUAGAGUUUCCAUAAAUUAAAAAAAAUACAUAAUUUUGGAGAAGAAUUUUUUUAUAUUUCUCACACAAAAUGAUACCAAGUCCCCUGGCAUGAGGAAGAGACCAACCUGUCAUCAUCUGGGCAUGACCUGGAGCAUGUUGCUCCCCUGGAAACUCUCACAGAGGCACUGAAGGUCUGUUCUCCUGCAGGUCACAGCCUGGACAUGAAGCCGGAGGCACGUGUCGCCUGCCAGGUGAUGCUGGCAGCGCUCUUCACGGCUCUGCUUGUCACAGCCAUCACUUUUGCAGUGCAGGCUUUUCAGCCUCAUCCCCAGCCCUACUUUCAGUGCCCCUCCGACUGGAUCAAAUAUAGAGGAAAAUGCUACUAUUUUUCGGAGGCUGCAGGGAACUGGACAUCCAGCCAGGACAACUGCUCAGCACUUGGUGCUUCCUUGGCCAUCCUGGACAGCAUGGAAGACUUGAGCUUUGUGAUGAGAUAUAAAGGCAUUUCAGAGCAUUGGAUUGGCCUUUUGCGGAAAGAUGAGGAACAGCCAUGGCAAUGGGUGAACCACUCACUUUUAUCACACUUGUUUCAAGUCCAUGGUGGUGGGCUCUGCGCUUACCUGGAUGACAACGGGCUCAGCUCCUCCUACUGCAGCACUGAGAGGAGCUGGAUUUGUAAUAAACCUGAGCUGCAGAGCUCAGGCAAGGGCAAUGGGAUGAGACGGGCUAAAAACCUCUGUGUCAGCUCCUUGGGUGCUGAAGGGAGGGCUUCUCACACUCAGAUACCUGCUGCACCAAACCUCAAAAAGGCUUUGAAUCCUCUGCAUGACGGGUUCUUGAGGGUACCAGGGGACCAACAAGGUGUCGAUGGGAAAGGGCAACCUUUGGAGACCCAUGUAGGGCAGUCCUAGGGGAUCCUGG